Molecule: messenger RNA, 1298 nt
Organism: Olea europaea var. sylvestris
Lineage: Eukaryota; Viridiplantae; Streptophyta; Magnoliopsida; Lamiales; Oleaceae
Product: nipped-B-like protein B
Exons: 2
Source: RefSeq, a predicted model, not a curated record
AGAGUAAAGAAAGAUCGAAAAGAAAAACACAAGGACAAGAAGGACAGGGGCAAAGAGAAGGAGAAAGAGAAAAGUAGUAUAUCGGAGGAGGCAACAGUUGCUGGGAAACUUAGGGUGAACAAUGGAGAGAAAUUUCCUACAAAAGGAGGACAUAACAAAGACACAGACAUUUUUGUGAAUGAAACAAAACGGGCUAUCCUGUUUCAGGGUCAAAAUGAGAGGAAAUAUAUUCAGAACAGUUUGCACUCCCAGGGGAUUGAGGAAUCAAAUUUUUUGCAGGAGUUGGACAGGAGAAUUAAAAAUGAUGAGAAAGCUUCAGGGAGCCAGUUGCUUGAGAGAGUUUCAGGUACGGACAAAAGGGAUCAAGAUACUGCCAUCAGUGUUGCUUUCAGAGAUUCUUCAGGUGUAUUGGCAGAAAACAAGGAAAAGUUCAAAGAUAAGAGAGUUGAUAAUAGACAAAUGGAUGUACAAGGAUUUAGCAAGGAGUUAAGUGGAAAUGCAAUGGCCCAGAACCUUUCUGGAAUUGCCAAGAGAAAAGUUGAAGAGAUGCCCAGACCAGCUGAGGAACAAAAUAAUAAGAUAUUGCCAAGUAAAGAGAAAUCUAUGGAAAAAGGUGACAAUAAUGGGGAUGACAAACAAAAGGAUAGAGAUAGAGAUCAAAAAAGUCAUAAAAUUGACAGAGAGAAGAAAAAGGAGAAAACUAAGGGUAAAAGUGAAACUAAGGAAAGCACACAGGUCAGAUCCAAAGAUGUUGGCAGGGAUGAGGUUGGUGGCGAUACCAGUUAUAAAAGUACGCAUAUAUUGGAGAGCAUCAACAGUUCUGCUGUUAGUGAGGAAAAUUCUAGGAAAAGGAAAGACUUGGAUUCCAAUGGUUUUCUCCAUGAUAGUGAAGUCAGGCAAAAUAAAUUGCAGAGGCUCACUCACCAAUUGACAGAAAAUGGAAGGAAACUCGAAUCAGCCCGAGAUCACUGUGUAUCUACCUUGGAUAAGCAGGGGUUUCCGAACAGAUUUCCAUUGGAUAACAAGGACUCAAAGGCGAAUGGUAUAAUUGAAGCCGUCAAACAGUCAACUAAACCUAAGCCUUCUGCUGUUAGUAUGUUUGGUGAUCAAAUUGUUGAAGCAUUAAAGAAAUCUCCCCUUCCUGAUGCCAAGCAUGUUAAUGGAGUACCAAACAAAUCCAUGAUGGAGGAUCAAAUUGUGGAAGCAUCAGGUAGACCCCCUCAUCCAGAUACCAGGUAUCUGAGUAAGAUACUCUCUGUGCCCAAGAUGGAGUGGCCCAAUGUUGAUGACCAGGAAUG